GAUUCAUAUUUCCGAGGCUGUUAUUUGUGUUCUGGACUCAACUGGCUGGGCUAGGCAGUUAGGAAGGACCGAAUAGCAAUCAAGACUGCUCGUACGUAUUUUCUGUAUCAUUGCGCGUUUCAUAUACAAUAACGAUUGUUAUACGAGUCAUAACAAUUGGCGACGGGGAUUCUGAAAAAAAAAUACAGCAGCCGCUGACGUCAUUUUGGAAUUAAAUAAUCCAUAAUAAUUGCCGGUGUUUUUUCUUGGAUUAUUAUUAUUAUUUGCAUUAAAAAAAAUGGCUUUAACUUGCGACCAAUUUCAGUUGCUAAUCCAGCGACAAGAGCAGCGCUUCAGAAAGAGUCAAUUGGAUUUCAUUGACAAAUUACACGCGAAGCUGCUGAAUCACCCAUGCUUUGGGGGUGAAACGGAAGUUGACGCAAUAAUUUCAAAAUUGCGUACAGAGCUGGAAAACGAUUACAGAACUAAUGAAUAUGCCGGCGAAAGCCUCAAUGAAUCCAUACAAAGCAAUAUUUUAAGCGCAGCAGUUAUACAUGAUCAGCCCAGUAACCCAGUACUACCUGUUUCAGAUACAUGCCCUGUACACGGUCCAAGUCUUAUUAAUCCCGAAAACGGACGUGCAAACAAUGAAUUAUCCUAUUCACAGAAAGUAAAUGUCUUGCAAAAUGCUCAUGAAAUUGCUGCAGUACCCGCCCACGAAGAAACGGGAAACAAAUCGAGCAGUAUAUGGAAUACAGUGGCACCAAAUGAAAUUAAUCAUGAUACGGAAAAUGUUUCUAAUGAAUCUAAUGAUCAAAAUUCUGUAAUUGUUCUACCAGAUUUAGAUUAUUUUGAUGAUUCAUAUGUUUCUGUUGAAUUCUCUUAUAAAAAUGAGAGAAAAAUGUCAGAUGUAUUCAAUGAUAAUCAAGAAUCCAAUACAACUCUCAUAGAUACUGAUUAUCCUAAUGAUUCAUUAUCUACUAAUGAGGUUCCGAGGAAAUUCAAGGAAACUAUUUCAGAAGAAUCAAAUGUUGGUGACCUCAAAUCAAAUGUCGUCGAUCCUCAUGAUCUCUUCAGUUCUAAUGCAUUCCCUGUUAAAGGUGACAAACAUAUCGCAUUAAUAGUAACUUGGCUAUAUGAGGAUCCAACAGUCUUUCGUGGGGGAGGGUGAAUUCGAGGAAAUUAAAAAUCCGGAUAUCAACUCCGGAUUUCUCAAAAAGGGGAGGUGUUGUAUCUCCUGGCGAAUUAUGAAUCAUAAAUCUGAUGUCCAUUUAUGGACAAAUGUAAUACGCCUAUUCCUAUUGGAUAGUUGUUAAAUGAGUAACCUAAAUCUGAUGUCUAUUUAUGGACAAAUACAAUAUGCCCAUUCCCUAUUGGAUAGUUGUUAAAUAAGUGACCUAAUCGUUUCCGUGUGGUCCUUUUAUCACAACCUUUGUUUUGACCUUGGAACUAUUAUUAUUGAUUACUUUCCCCCUAGCUACAGCCACAUUGGCCAAUUACUGUACAAAUGUUAUUUUUCUAUUUUUUGGUAUAAUUGGGUCUGUUUUGGUUAGUAUAUAUAACCCAGUGUGCUUGUGAAUAAUGAUUCAUAUUUCCGAGGC
This is a messenger RNA of Schistosoma rodhaini, 1580 nucleotides long. NCBI's taxonomy places the organism in Eukaryota, Metazoa, Platyhelminthes, Trematoda, Strigeidida, Schistosomatidae. The record is from the annotation of a GenBank genome assembly.